AUGGCCUCGGUUGACACCACAGCUGGAAAAGUUGCCUGGAACUUGCUACAGUUGGGACUCAAUCCCUCUGUACAGCAACAACUUUACGAAGAAGUCGACGGUUGGGUUCAAAAGGAGGGGAUGCUGGUGCCUGAAAUGUUCAACAGAGCCAAUACUCCAAUCUUGCAAGCCAUUAUCCGCGAAACUCAUCGUCUGACGCCUGCAGUCUUUAUCAACCUGAUCAAGGAAGUCCAGAAUGCGCCGGUAGAGCUUCAUGGUGUGACGCUAUCUCCUGGGUCAGUUGUGGCAUUUGAUUCCUACAAUCCUGGACGGAAUCCCAAUUGGUUGGAGCAUCCUGAAAGGUUCAUGCCUGAGCGUUGGUUUUCUGAGGCUGUGGAAGCUCGUAAAGGUACCCCUGCACAGACGCUAGAUCAUCCCUUUUUUGCAGGACCGUUUUCUCAAGGUGCUCGGAGAUGUCCUGGUUCUAGAGUAGCUUUCCUGGAAGUCCAAGUGUUGUUGGCACAGCUUGUCUUGGACUGGAAACUUGACAUUGCUGAAGACAUCCAGCUACAAGACGUCGAGAGCAAGCUGGAAACAACGCUAGUUCCCGUAUGGCCACGUAUCCACUUUGAAAGUAGGCAAUGA
Molecule: messenger RNA, 624 nt
Organism: Seminavis robusta
Lineage: Eukaryota; Bacillariophyta; Bacillariophyceae; Naviculales; Naviculaceae
Source: the annotation of a GenBank genome assembly